Rhincodon typus (whale shark) is the source of this 1167-nucleotide messenger RNA. RefSeq names its product max-binding protein MNT-like. NCBI's taxonomy places the organism in Eukaryota, Metazoa, Chordata, Chondrichthyes, Orectolobiformes, Rhincodontidae. The transcript is spliced from 3 exons. The coding region runs from base 562 to 1152 and encodes 196 amino acids. The record is from RefSeq and is a predicted model, not a curated record.
AUGAGCAGCACGAUGCGAACCGAGCUGGUUGUUUGGAAACACUGGUGAAUUUCCAGCGAACGUUUCGUCUCAAUCGGAUACAUUGCAGCUUCGGAUUGUUACUUAACGUUCGAAAUUGGAACGCGACGCUUCCGGAAUGAGUUCGAUCCCGAUUCGCUGAAGGCGAGAGUCCCAGGAAUUCAAGGGACGUUCAGCAAAAAAAAAUCUCAAGCAUCUCCCGUUUCGGCGUGAGAUCUGGGACGUAGUUUGCGUAGGGCUGCUAGUGGGCAGUAUUACCGCUUGUUGUGAUUACUGGAUUUUGGGGCUGUAUACUGCGCCAUCUUGAGACUUCUUUUUCUCCCCCCCACCCCCCCCACUUCUCCCUCCCUCAUCUGAAAGAUUCCGGGGGGUUUAAAGGAUAUCUUGUUUGCUCUUUCACUCGGUCUACUGGGCCUGUAGAAGGCGGCCAAAUUAAAACUUAGUCCACUCCACCCCCGGCCCCCCUUGGUUGCCUGAUCCCACAACCACAAAAAGAGAAAAAUCACCCCCUUUUUUAAAAAAAAGUGAUUGAUAGGAUCGAGCAUGAGUAUCGAAACACUCCUGGAAGCUGCAAUGUUUUUGGAAUUGCAAGCGCAACAACAGAAAACACGUGAAGAACAUGAGAAACGAGACAAGUUCCUUUUGGACAGGGAGCCAGAAAGUAAAAGAACAGACUUGGAUAGAAUCAACAAUGUAAUCCACAUAGAAGAGGUUAAACCUGAGCUCCAAACUGUUCCUGCACUUCAAGUCCCGAAACCAUUGCCUCCUCCAGCUGUUGCUGCUACAGUCGUUGUGCCUCACGUGGCCAGUCCUUCCCUCGCUCCGUCCCCACUUCCUCCGCAAAUCGUACAGCAUCAUCAGCCAGUCCUGAGCCCCACCAACAGCACCAGAGAAAUUUCCCAGUCCCCGCCAGUGCUUCAUCGCUCUCCGAUCUCUACACUCACUGACCCACAGCCUGGUCCACCGUUGGUGAGCAGCUCGCCUCAGCAGUUUACAAGUUCAAUGUUGACCAUCCCACCGCAUCAUGUCCUCCAGCCGUCAGCCCUACCGCAGCAGCCAAGUGGCCUUAAGCCAAGCCCAGUCGAUGAUGGAAAGCCCCAGGAUCAAAAGAGAAGGCCAGGAGGAACAGGAUGAAGAUCCUCCAAAUGU